This is a messenger RNA of Diatraea saccharalis (sugarcane borer), 735 nucleotides long. The record is from the annotation of a GenBank genome assembly. NCBI's taxonomy places the organism in Eukaryota, Metazoa, Arthropoda, Insecta, Lepidoptera, Crambidae.
AUGACUGGCAGAAACCGUAAAAGACAUAGACCUACACUAAGGCGAAAUAAGAUUCCUAUUUUAGACAUCAGGGAGCAGUUGAUCGUUUGGGCUGAAUACGUGGAGGAGUUAUUUAGAGACAAUUCGAGAUCGGAGAGUUGGAAUUUUGUUAAAGAUGUGGGCACUGGGAUGGAGAUAGAAAAAUGCGAAAUUUGGUCAGCUAUUCAGAGUUCCAAGUCUGGAAAAUCACCAGGACCAGACCAUAUUCAGUGUGAAAUUUUGAAACUGCUAACAUACGAUGAUCUGGACCCUCUUACGCGGUUAUUCAACCGAGUAUAUGAUACAGGCAUUCUGCCAGAACAAUGGCUAGAAUCAACUUUUGUCACAUUGCCUAAGAAAACCCCACCUAAAUCAUGUGGUGCUUACAGAACCAUCAGCCUAAUGAGCCAUCUACUGAAGAUCUUCCUGAAGAUAAUACAUCAGAGAGUGUACCGGAAAUGUGAAGAAGGUCUCAGCGACACCAUGUUUGGCUUCAGGAAUGGUUUCGGUACAAGAGAUGCAUUGUUUUGUAUCCGAGUUUUGGGGGAGCGGUGUUUAGACAUGAAUCAGGACAUGUUUGUCUGUUUCAUUGAUUUUGAGAAAGCCUUUGACAAAGUCCAACAUGAUGGUUGUUACAAUUACUCAUCAACAAGAACCUUGAUUUUAAAUAUAUACGAAUCAUUGGCAACUUAUACUGGAACCAGACAGCUAGGAUAA